Messenger RNA from Aspergillus pseudotamarii, 1733 nucleotides. Its product is annotated as NAD(P)/FAD-dependent oxidoreductase. Gene Ontology annotation, molecular function: oxidoreductase activity. The record is from RefSeq and is a predicted model, not a curated record. The transcript has 2 exons. NCBI's taxonomy places the organism in Eukaryota, Fungi, Ascomycota, Eurotiomycetes, Eurotiales, Aspergillaceae. The coding region runs from base 202 to 1632 and encodes 476 amino acids. Gene Ontology annotation, cellular component: cytoplasm.
CCAUCUCUCUACCAAGAAUCAAGAUAAAUAAAAACGAUUAUCCGAUAUCAUAUCAGUUAAAUUCCCCGCAUACUAAUUUAUCAUAUCAUUACACUCAACCCCACACUCCCCUCUCCAGAGAACCACCAAAAAACAACAACCUCAUCCCCAACACAAUCCACACACCAAAGAGAACAGCCAAACCAUCAACCAAACCCGAAAAUGCAAACACCGACACUCAAAGCACUCCUAACCCAAGACCCGGGCCUCCCCAAACCCAACCCGACGUCUUCAUACUGGCAAACCCCACCCCACACCCUCAGUAAUACGCAAUCCCCUUCUCUGCCCCUCAAAACCGAUGUCGCCAUCAUCGGCUCUGGAAUAACUGGUCUCUCGGUACUACUUACUCUCCUAGACGAUCAUCCUGAUCUUACUAUUACGGUUCUAGAAGCGAGGGCUUUGUGUUCGGGUGCGACGGGCCGGAAUGGAGGGCAAUUGGCUGCAAAUGCCGGGGAGGAGUAUUUGCAUCUGGUGGAGGAGUUUGGGAGGGAGAGUGCGGGGGAGAUUGUGCGGUUUACGUUUGAGAAUUUGCGGAGGAUGAGGGAGUUGGCGCGAAGGUUUGAGGUGGAGGAGAGUGAGGUGCAGGAGGUGGCUAAGGUGAGGGUUUUUCUAGAGGAGGAUGGGUUUGAGAGGUUCAAGAGGAGUGUGGAAGCUUUGGAGGGGGAUUUACCGGAUCUUAAGGGGGUAUAUACGGUUCUUGAUAGGGAAGUGCUGAAGAGGGAGUAUCGUCUGGACGGCGCUGGGGGUGCUCUGCUUCCUGCCGGGACCAUCUGGCCUUACCGGCUCGUGACCAAGACUUUUGCCUGUCUCCUGGAGAAAUACGGGCAUAGGUUGAAUAUCGAAACGCAGACCCCCGUUACUUCUAUCGCUUCCGAUGCGACGAACCCUUCCCACCCCUAUACCCUGCAUACACCCCGAGGAAGCCUACGCGCAACUCAGAUCGCGCACUGUACCAAUGGACAUGCAGGACAUUUGCUCCCAGGACUCCGCGGUCCAAUCUAUCCCUUCAAGGGAACGAUGACGGUGCAAGACGCAGGCAGUAUCAUGCCCAACCGCGGUGAGGAUCUUUCAUGGGGUUUCCAUUACCCAGUUAUCUAUGAUAAACAGUCCAAUCGGUAUGCUGCGGGCUUGUACUAUCUCAUGCAGAACACGAAGACGGGGUAUUUCUUUUUCGGCGGAGAGGACACGCAAAUCGACCAUUGUUUAUCAGCGGACGACAGUCAGGUCGAGGGAGACUCCAUCAAGCAUCUACAAGAGAAGCUGCCACAUUUCCUUGGCUACGACGGACCGGAACAAUGGAGGCUAGCCAGUGGGUGGAGUGGGAUUAUGGGCUUCUCCGCAGACGGACUUCCCGUUGUCGGACGUGCGGAAACCGCAAUGAUAGGGCGACAGGGCGAUGGGGAAUACGUUGCGGCUGCAUUCAACGGCUAUGGCAUGGCCAACUGCUUGCUGGCCGGAGAAGCGUUGGCAAGGAUAAUGAUGGGGAAAGACGUGAGCGCGUGGCUGCCAAAGGCGUACGGGAUCCAUGAGACACGUUUGAAAGGGCCACUGACGGUGGGUCAUGCAAUUGAAUCCUUCGAAUUGGAUCCUUGAUGCGGUUACCUAUGGCAGCGACAGUCCAAGCCACCAAAUGCAUAUCACCUUGAAAUAGAGGUGCUGAAGCAGCUUUUUAUAUAUUAGUAUACCAGCCAAUU